This is a messenger RNA of Parnassius apollo (apollo), 1611 nucleotides long. NCBI's taxonomy places the organism in Eukaryota, Metazoa, Arthropoda, Insecta, Lepidoptera, Papilionidae. The record is from the annotation of a GenBank genome assembly.
AUGAUAAUUAAAACCAUAGAGCUGUCCAGCCCUAAACUGAAUACAGGAGUGAAUUUAGGCCCUCCCCAACCCAUUAAACCAAGCCCUUCUUGUCCUAAGGUGACGACAGACAUAAACGACCUGGACAAGGACGAGGUGAACAUAAUCUCGGGGGCUCUGGAGCUCCGCAAGAAGACCGUGUCGGACGUGAUGACGAAGCUGGAGGACGCUUUCAUGCUGCCUAUCACCAGUGUUCUCGACUUCGAGACCAUGUCGGAGAUCAUCAAAUCAGGUUACUCCCGCAUCCCGGUGUACGAGGGAAGCCGCGGCAACAUCGUCACGGUGCUCUUCAUCAAGGACCUGGCCUUCGUCGACCCUGACGACAACACCCCGCUGAAGACGCUCUGCCAGUACUACCAGAACCCGUGCAAUUUCGUCUUCGAGGAUGUGACGCUCGACGUCAUGUUCAAACAGUUUAAGGAAGGACACAAAGGACACAUGGCGUUCGUACAUCGCAUCAAUAACGAAGGGGAAGGUGACCCGUUCUACGAAACGAUAGGCUUGGUCACCUUGGAGGACGUCAUAGAAGAGAUGAUCCAGGCGGAAUUCGUGGAUGAGACUGAUGUAUUCAUGGAUAACCGUACGAAAAGGCGCAGGAACCGUCCGCAAAACAAGUUGCAGGACUUCGCCGCGUUCGCCGAACGCCACGAGAACCAACGCAUACACAUAUCGCCACAGCUCACGCUCGCCACCUUCCAGUUCUUAAGUACCAGCGUGGACGCGUUCAAGCCGGACACGGUCUCGGAGACGGUGCUGCGGCGGCUUCUGAAGCAGGACGUGAUCCAGCACAUCAAGGUCAAGAACAAGAGCAAGCGGGAUCCCGCCACCUACGUGUACCAGCAGGGCAAGCCGGUGGACUACUUCGUGCUGAUCCUAGAGGGUCGCGUGGAGGUGACGGUGGGCCGCGAGAACCUCGUCUUCGAAGCUGGACCCUUCACGUACUUCGGAGUGCAGGCGUUGACCCAAAACAUUGGCGUUGCCGAGUCCCCGACCCCAUCAGCGAUGGGUUCCCUCCAGAACAUCAACAUGGACUCCAUGCUGCGUCACACCUUCGUACCAGAUUACUCGGUGCGAGCGAUCACGGAGCUCUAUUAUCUCACCGUUAAACGCUCGCUGUACUUGGCGGCGAAGCGAGCCACUCUAAUGGAGAAAGGCGCCCUAUCAAAGGGCGCAACGAACGAACAAUUCGACACGGAGGUCGAUAAGCCUGAAUCAACUCCUAAUAAUCUAAUAGAACUGAUGCAAAUAUCCAAACCUAAAUACGACUCGUCCGUUGCACUAGUAAACAUUGUAUGUGACAAAUGUUCGACAAACACGCGUUCUAGCCAAUGUUUUGACAAGCCGUGCACUUGUUGGCCGAAUGUUGACAGUGUGAGAUCUAUCGCGGACAGUAAGAAGGAAAGUUUGCCGAACACAACCGGGUCCGUGUCGAAUAUGUUGGCUGACGUACAAACGAACGAUGACGUUGUUCCGAGUACCAGUUUCGACGCAAACAAUUGUGCGGAAUGUUUGGAGAAUAAUUUUUGGACGAAAUCCGUUGUGGAUGACAAAAAGAAAGUGGAAAAGGGUUAG